AUGGACAGAGUGGUGCUGACAAAUAAGAAAGAAGAGUACAAUAAAAUAUUUAGGCUGCUAAUAAUACAAGAGCUGGGAGUGUUCUCCGGGCUCUUCGCCGGGUUCUGUGCAGGUGAGGCGGAAGAAGUUCGAAUACUGCAAGAGGCAUAUGACAAACUUUGCGACAUCGUGGCGCUGAUAAACUCCACUUAUGGACUUCCAAUACUCACCUGUCUGGCCACAAACCUCGUUCAUUGUAUCACCAGCCUCAAUUUCUCAGUGUCGAUGAUACUAAAAUUCCAGGGAUCUGUCCUCAAGAAUAUGGAAGGACUAGCGACGAUGGCUAUUUUCUACACCGUUCUACAUUCCGCAGCAAUUCUUGCGGUGACGUGGUCAUGCAGCGCCCUCACCAGUGCAUCUCGCCGUUCUGCAGACUUGGUACUCAAGGCUCAGCUGCCACCAUCACGUAAAACUCCAAAGGACGCUGAACUGCGGCGACAGCUGCAGCUGUUCUCGCAGCAGCUGCUGCAUCGUCGUCCGUGCAUCACCGCCUGUGGGCUUUUCGUCAUCGAUCUCAGUAAUAUUUCAUCAAUGUUGGCUGCUGUUGUUUCCUAUCUAGUGGCAAUUGUUCAGCUCAGUGUAACACAGAAUUCUACUGCCGAAAGUGCAAACCAAACAGCAUCCUAG
This is a messenger RNA of Schistocerca gregaria, 666 nucleotides long. RefSeq names its product gustatory receptor for sugar taste 43a-like. Lineage: Eukaryota; Metazoa; Arthropoda; Insecta; Orthoptera; Acrididae. Gene Ontology annotation, biological process: sensory perception of taste. The record is from RefSeq and is a predicted model, not a curated record. The coding region runs from base 1 to 666 and encodes 221 amino acids. Gene Ontology annotation, cellular component: dendrite; membrane; axon. The transcript is spliced from 3 exons.